GUUUAGACCAACAUCACAGGCUGAAGCAACUUCCCAGCAUGCCUCCAACCUCCGUCGACCAUCAUUAUCCAGGUCGCCUUCCUCCCUCCGCCGUGUCCCCCUGAAGCCUGUGGAUGUGACCCGUGGAUGUUUCCAGUCACGGAAUGAAAGCGACAUAGUGUUGAAGGAGCACCUCCUCCUCCUCCUCCUCAUUCAGCAUUGUCUUCUCCUCCAGCGGAGCUCGGCUUUUCACUCUCCCACCGGCGGAGACAUGAGGAACCCACUGGCCGGUUUACUGCUCACAUUGUGGCUAUUUCUAGAGUGUGUUGAAGCCAAAAAGUACUGCUGGUAUUUUGAAGGCGGAUACCCCAUCUACUUCAUCUGUCGCUCCUACGAAGACUGUUGUGGGACUCGCUGCUGUGUGAGAGCACUGUCCAUUCAGCGACUAUGGUACUUCUGGGUGCUGCUGAUGAUGGGAGUAUUGUUCUGCUGUGGUGCUGGCUUCUUUGUCCGUAGAAGGAUGUAUCCGUCCCCUUUGAGAGACGAGCCAGCCUUCAACGUCUCCUUCACCAGGCACCCCGCCACGAGUCCAGUUUCCCAGCAGCCGGGGAGUAUGCAGGGCUUCGGGGUCAAUGGAAUGACAGGUGGCGAACCAGGGGUUAGCAUGACACACCCGGCAUACCCGUCACAGCCUGGCUCCGCCCAUAUGAUGAUGAUGGGCUCCUACCCUCCUCCUCCAUCCUACUGCAACCACCCACCUCCGUCCUACGAACAAAUAUUUCAAAACAGCAACAAGAAGUAACAUCCAAAAGAAACUAAAGAAAUGGAACUUGAAAAGAAAAUAUUGCAAGGAAGGAAAAGCACUGAGAGGCUGAAUCACGUUGUUUUUUUUCUGUAACUCAAUUGUUUAUGGAUGUAGAGAACUUCAAAAGCACACAAUUUCUUGUCUUGUGCAAAAGACGCACAGUAACCAGAAUUUAGAUGCACAGGCACACUCAUUCACUCACUCUCACACACACAAGCACAAACACACUGCUUCAUCUGCAGAACUUCUUUUACUCCUGAUUUAUGUUGAGCCACGUGUGGAGUUCAAGUAUCUCGGGGUCUUGUUCACGAGUUAGGGUAGAACGGAGCGUGAGAUGGACAGGCGGUUUGGUGCCUAUGGUCCCUACCUAUGGUCAUGAGCUUUGGGUAGUGACCGAAAGAACAAGAUCGCGGAUACAAGCGGCUGAAAUGAGUUUCCUCCAUAGGGUGGCUGGGCUCAGCCUUAGAGAUAGGGGGAGGAGCUCAGACAUCUGGAGGGAGCUCGGAGUAGAGCCGGUCGAAAGGAGCCAGUUGAGGUGGUUUGGGCAUCUGGUAAGGAUCCUCCCGGGCGCCUCCCGUUAGAGGAGUUCCAGGUCCAACUGGUAGGAGGCCCCGGGGAAGACCCAGAACACGGUGGAGGGAUUAUAUCUCUCUCCUGGCCUGGGAACGCCUCGGGGUCCCCCAGGAGGAGCUGGACGUUGUGGCUGGGGAGAGGGACGUCUGGAAUGCCCUGCUUAGCCUGCUGCCCCCAUGACCCGGCCCCGGAUAAGCAGAGGAAAAUGGAUGGAUGGAUGGCUCUAGUGUAGUGAUGGUGCCAGCCAUGUCGACCAGAAGAUGAGUGAGGAAGCAGCCACACUCGCCUGUCUCCGCUUGGUUGGUGUUCAUACGGGACAGGAAGAUGGCAUGGUUUCACCACACCCCACUGGCGUAUACAGAUUCUGCCAAUGGCAUGUGCCGCUCUUCAUGCUAUGACAUUAUGCCCGAAGGCAGCUGUCACUGAUGUGAUCAUCGCUAUACUUUUCUGGCAGCUAACCCAGUAGCUGCAUUUUAACCCAAUUCUUUUAGCAUAGCAA
Messenger RNA from Centropristis striata (black sea bass), 1856 nucleotides. RefSeq names its product VOPP1 WW domain binding protein b (gene vopp1b). Gene Ontology annotation, cellular component: cytoplasmic vesicle membrane. NCBI's taxonomy places the organism in Eukaryota, Metazoa, Chordata, Actinopteri, Perciformes, Serranidae. The coding region runs from base 251 to 781 and encodes 176 amino acids. The record is from RefSeq and is a predicted model, not a curated record. The transcript has 5 exons.